Messenger RNA from Annulohypoxylon maeteangense, 1733 nucleotides. Its product is annotated as alpha/beta-hydrolase. Gene Ontology annotation, molecular function: peptidase activity. The record is from RefSeq and is a predicted model, not a curated record. Gene Ontology annotation, biological process: proteolysis. The transcript has 2 exons. NCBI's taxonomy places the organism in Eukaryota, Fungi, Ascomycota, Sordariomycetes, Xylariales, Hypoxylaceae. Bases 192 to 1592 code for a protein of 466 amino acids.
CGACUAUACCAAGGUACUCUUGAAUCAGGAUCCACAAGACUAGCUUAACUCAACUCUGAUUGAUCGCAACUUGGAACUCGCAACCCUUCCCCGCUUAACCCAAACUUGUACAUCUAUACAAGCGACCGCAAGAUAAGAGCAGCCGUAGAAAAAGUAACUCUAUAUAAAAAGAGUUAUACUAAGGGUCAAUCAUGGCUCCGGUCGUUGCCCGUCUGGUUUCUGAAAGCAAACCAUAUCUCGUUCCAGGCAAGAUCCUCGUAAAGGAAUUAUGGUUCGAGGUCCCAUUUGAUCACUCCAACCCAAAUUCGAAACCCAUUAGACUCUUUGCAAGAAGUGGCAUCAAGUAUGUGCGACCUAUCGUCGAAACAUCCGAGGUCGAGCAAAGGCCUUAUCUUGUGUUCCUUCAAGGCGGCCCUGGUUUCGGUACAUCUUCGCCUCAAGACUCCCCUAUAUCAUCUUACUUUCUCGAAAGGGGCUACGAGUUGCUCUUCUUAGACCAACGUGGCACUGGACUCAGCAGCACCAUCGCCGCUAAUACCCUUGAGCGCAUCGGUGGUCCUCAGGAGCAAGCCGAUUACCUCAAGUUCUUCAGAGCUGAUACCCUCGUCAAGGAUAGCGAAGCUGUCCGUCUCUGUCUAACUAAAGAUUACCCGCCCGAGAAGAAAAAAUGGUCUACCUUCGGCCAAUCUUUCGGCGGUAUGAUGACCUUGACCUAUCUCUCUUUCGCCUCGGAAGGCCUCCGGGAAUCCUUCAUCACAGGCGGACUCGCCGCCUUGGAUAAAGGUCCUGCAGAUGUGUAUGCGGCCACAUAUAAGAGGUGUAUAGAACGAAACAACGCCUACUACAAGAAGUUCCCGGAAGACAUUGCUACCGUCAAAUGGGUCGCGGGGAAGAUCCAGGAGCUUGGCGGCGAGAAGGGAAUCCCGCUGCCUACUGGUAGUUUUCUGACAGUUCAACGGUUAAUGACCGUUGGUCUCAAUUUCGGCGCUCACGGGGGUAUUGACCGGGUUCACAAUUACAUAGUGAGGAUGAAGGCGGACUUAGAUCAAUUCGGCGCGUUCACCCGCUACACCUUGAAUGAAUUGGAACAAGACGGCGCCUGGGAUAUUGCCCCUAUCUACACCCUACUACAUGAGCCGUGUUGGUGCUUCGGCCCAGGCGUAGCCGGAAAAUGGGCAGCAGAGCGAGUCGGUCAGGGCUUAGAAGAGUAUCAGUGGCUUCAAAAGGACUGGGCUGGGCCCGCAAGCCUAGGUGACAAGCCGCUAUAUUUCUCCGGCGAGAUGAUAUACCCAUUCCUUUUCGACACGUGCUCCGAGCUCGUGAAGCUGAAGAAAACAGCGCAAAUCCUUGCCGAGUACGAUGGGUGGGCGCCGCUGUAUGACAUACCGCAGUUGGCGAAGAACGAAGUCCCCGUUUAUGCAGCAUGCUACAACGACAUGUACGUCGAUUCCGACCUAGCGAGGGUAACGGCCUCCAGAAUCAAGGGAAUCAAGGUUUUCGAGACAAAUGUUCUGUACCAUAACGGCAUACGCGCGCACCCGGAAGACGUGAUCCCGCAACUACUCAAGCUGCGUGACGACACCAUAGAUUAACCCAGUCUAUAACUUGUGGUAUUCAUACCUAAAUAUCAAGCUAGCUUUUUAAAUCAGCCGUAGGAAGAGAGAACCGUAGCAAUUCGUUAAUGGAAGAUGAAACGCCACACCCCAAAUCCACCAGACUCACCCCAACAAUCC